This is a messenger RNA of Lasiosphaeria miniovina, 735 nucleotides long. RefSeq lists its product as uncharacterized. The transcript has a single exon. Lineage: Eukaryota; Fungi; Ascomycota; Sordariomycetes; Sordariales; Lasiosphaeriaceae. The coding region runs from base 168 to 575 and encodes 135 amino acids. The record is from RefSeq and is a predicted model, not a curated record.
AUCACUCAGCUCGCUCGCUCGCUUGCUCCCCCCCGCUCUACCGCUCGCCAGUCUCCUCGACGGGGCGUUCGUGCCCGUCGUUCGUUCGCCAGAGUGCAAGUGUGAUUUGCUUGGGUCCGUUUGCAGCGCCAGCGCCCAGCGCCCAGUGCGCAAGCUUACAUGUAUGUAUGUCUCACAUGUCAGAACCGUCAUUUGACAGGACCGGCGUGGUAUCAGUGGGUGGCUUGAUUGUUUGCCUGUUCUGCAUGUUUGGCUCUCUUCUCUCUCCGUGCUUGUUUGGUCUGGGGAGGGGAGGGUGGUUCCCAUCUCAACACACGACGAACGCCACGCCACACCGCACACGCACACACGCAAUAAUGGGCAUUAUUCGGGCCUUAUUUUGUCUUUUCCUUUUUAUUGUCUUGCAGGCGGCACGUCCGCCUCACCUUUUUGCUCUCUCUCUGGCGCCCACAUCGUCCGUCCGCCUUGCCUCGCCAAAGCCUCCUCCUUUUUCGCCUUUCUGCUUAUUCCGUAGACACUCGCUGACGUGCAGGCGGAGACGCGAUAGGCUCGUCGGUGGUCUCCGACGUCGAUGAGACACUGAGAGGCCCCCCCCCCCCUCGAAACAAAAGGACGGGAUGUGGACCACGUAUGCCUAGGGGGUUUAGCAGCAACACCCGAUGCCUUUCUCCCUUACCCGAUCAUGAAUUUUCUGAUUUAUUUGAUGUGGGCGGGGAAAAGUGAGACAGACAGCAU